Molecule: messenger RNA, 1056 nt
Organism: Colletotrichum fioriniae
Lineage: Eukaryota; Fungi; Ascomycota; Sordariomycetes; Glomerellales; Glomerellaceae
Source: RefSeq, a predicted model, not a curated record
AUGCUCUACGACCUCAACAUCCCGUGGUCCCCAACCACAUCCCCCGCCGACCUCGACCGCACAAUCUCCUUCGCCUCCUCCCUAGGCUACACAGUCCUCGCCCUCAACCACACAAUAACGCCCCCGAUCCCCUCGCAAAUCACAAACCCGCUCCCAAAGUUUCCGCAGUCACAGUCGACAACAACAUCACCACCAACGGGGACGAUGACACCAAACACCUCCUCCUCCUCAUCACAACAACAACAAAACAAACACCAACCAACAAUCCUCCACCGCGCAACAGUAACCCUCUCAGACCCCUCCCAAAACUACCGCCUCCCAACCCUCGCCCUAGCCUACGACAUCCUCGCCGUCCGACCCACCACAGAAAAGGCUUUUCAAGCAGCCUGCCUCUCAAUGUCCGAGCCCUCCCUCAUCUCCCUCGACCUGACGCAGCACUUCCCCUUCCACUUCCGCCCGAAACCACUCAUGGCCGCCGUCGCCCGCGGCGUCAAGUUCGAAGUCCUCACCACCUCUUCUUCAUCUUCUUCUUCUUCGGGAGGCGGCGUCGGCCCCCCACCCGACGCAAGAGCCCGUGCAACAUUCAUCUCCAAUUUUGCCUCGCUCGUCCGCGCGACAAAGGGCCGCGGCAUCGUCGUCUCCAGCGAGGCGCGCGGCGCGCUGGGGUUGAGGGCGCCCAACGACGUUGUCAAUUUGCUCGCUGUGUGGGGUCUCGGGAGCGAAAGGGGCACCGAGGCGUUGGGGGUCAACCCGCGUGGUGUUGUGGUCAACGAGGGGAUUAAGAGGAGCGGAUUCCGGGGCGUCGUGAACGUGCUCGAGGUUGGGGGGCGGGAGAGCGAUGUGAAAAAGAACCAGCAGCAAGGGCAGCAGGGGAAGAAGGGUAAGAAGCAACAAGGCGGCGGCGGCGCAGGUGGUGGUGGUGGCGGUGAUAAGGGCAAUGCGCAGAAGCGCAAGACGCCUGAUGAGGGCGGUGAUGGCGCGCAGCCCACGAUUAGCAAGAGACAGGCCAAGAAGUUGAGGCUAGCUCUUAAGGAACAGGAAAAGGAGGCCUCAUAG